AUGCCCCUGGGGGUCGUCUCGCAUGGCCAGGGGCUGGGGUCGGCAGGGCGCGGGUCUCUCUCCCCUCCAGGCUCGCAGGCGCUGGCCCAGAUCACGGUCCCGCUGCGGCUGCCGGCAAACGCGACGGGGGAGGCGGCACUUCGGCAGGCACGUUGCUCCAGGGGUCCCGGGACGGGGUUGCGGCGGAGAUCGUGGUCUCCAGCUAACGCAGUGUCCUACGUCCUCAGGAUAGAGGGGAGGCCGUACACCGUUCACCUGCGGCAGCAUGUCUUUUUAUCUGAAGAUUUCAGGAUUUACAUGUCUGAUGAGAAAGGAUCUUUGCGCUCUGAUUCAACCCCUAUCAAGGGAGGCUGCCACUACCGGGGGUACAUCGAGGGCUUCCCCAGCUCGGCAGUGACCCUCAGCACCUGCUCGGGGCUCCGGGGCUUGCUGCAGUUUGAGAAUGUGAGCUAUGGGAUUGAGCCCCUGGGUUAUUCUCCUGCGUUCGAGCACUUUGUGUAUCGCAUGAGUGAUGAGAGGACGGCAGGUUCCCUCUUGGCCAACAGCCACCCCGAGAGGGGUCCAGGCAGGCUGACAGCAGAGGAGAUGUCAACCAAAGCACGUGGAGGUGACGAACCACUAUCAGCUGCAGCACGAUCUCCCAAAUACUUGAAAGUGUACGUAGUUUUGGACAAGGCUUUGUACAACUAUAUGGGUUCAGAUACAAAUGCUGCAACACAGAAGAUAAUCCAAGUCUUCAAUUUAGUCAACAAUAUGUUUAAUCCUCUUAAUGUUACCAUUGUGCUGUCCUCCCUGGAGCUGUGGACAGAGGAGAAUAAAAUAUCGACAGCAGGGGAAGCAGAUGACCUUCUACAGAGAUUUUUACAGUGGAAACAGUCAUAUCUCGCUCUGGGAUCAUAUGACAUAGCUUAUCUAUUACUGUACAGGGACCAAGCAGCGUUUGUGGGCGCAACGGCUCUGGGAAAGGCAUGUCAGAGAGACGCUGCUGGCGCAGUGGCCAUGUACCAAGGGGCCGUGACGCUGGAGUCCUUCUCCGUCCUCCUGGCGCAGCUGCUGGGACGCAGCCUGGGCAUAAGCUACGACGACUCCCGAGACUGCCGCUGCCCCGGGCGCAUCUGCCUCAUGAGCCCGGAGGCACUACAUGUCAGCGGGGCAAAAGCCUUUAGCAGCUGCAGCAUCCGGGACUUUGAAACCUUCCUGAAGCACAAUGGGGGCACGUGCCUUUUCAAUAGGCCGCGCUUGACCAGACUGUCCUACCGGAGAGCAGCUGUCUGCGGCAACGGCAUCGUGGAGCACGGCGAGCAGUGCGACUGUGGGGCAGCAGAGGCAUGUUUGAAGGAUAAAUGCUGUACUAAAAUGUGUCAGUUUAAGCCAGGAGUGAAAUGUUCCUCUGGAUUAUGUUGUAAUGAAUGUCAGUUCAAGCAGAAAAACUCGCAGUGCCGCCCCGCCGCCGACGCGCAGUGUGACCUGGCCGAAUUCUGCAACGGGUCCUCCGCAUCCUGCCCCCCCGACCUGUACGUGCAGGACGGGCACGGCUGUGAGCACGGCACCGGCUACUGCUACAAGGGACGCUGCCAGUCUCCGGACCUGCAGUGCCGGCGGCUCUACGGGAGAGGUUCAAAAAAUGCUCCUGUGGCUUGUUACGAGGAGCUCAAUAGUCAGCGGGACAGAUUUGGACACUGUGGGUUCCAGCCCAGACAAGGCUAUAAGUCCUGUGCUUGGAGGAAUCUCAGAUGUGGAAAGUUAAUCUGCACGUACCCAUACAGCACUCCAUUUCCAUCAGAAGCUGCUGCUGUUCUUUAUGUCCAAGUGCGCGAGCAUUUAUGUAUAUCUUUGGAUUAUUUGAAUGCACCAGCAAGGCUGGAUCCUCUUCUGGUUCCGCCAGGUACAAAGUGUGGUUCUGGAAAGGUGUGUAUAAACAACACUUGUCACCCACAUUCGGUCCUGGGAUAUGACUGUGACAGCAAAGUGAAGUGCCACGGCCACGGCGUGUGCAAUAAUAAGAGACAUUGCCACUGCCACCCUGGCUGGAAGCCCCCCGACUGCCUACGGAAGGGAUCCGGCCCGGGGGGAAGCGUCGACAGCGGCCUCCAGCUGACGGAUGGCGGUCAGUACCCGCAGCGGAGGUGGGGACGGGUGCUGGGCCGGGGUCCCUGGCGCCGGCAGGGAGGGUGGUGGUCCCAUGGCCCCUGCCCGCUGGGCUGUCUCCUGCCAGGCCUCUCCCUGCAGCGGGCGCUGGAGGACGUGACGCUGGCCUGGCCGGUGCUGGGCUCCUGCCUCCUCCUGCUCCUCCUGACCGGGGCCAUCUGCCUCGUCCUCCGGCGGCGGGCGCAGCCCCCAAACACGGAGGGCCCCGCGGCCGAGGAGGGCAGCGACGGCCGGGACACGGACGCGGACACGGAGCCGGGGCCGGAGCCGGGUGGCGGGCUCUAAUAAAGGCGUUGAGCGGAGCCGCGUGUCCGCGCCGGUGUGCGGGGGGCGGCGGGGCCGUUACCGGCCGGCGGGAUGGGGCCGCGCCUGGCG
This is a messenger RNA of Harpia harpyja (harpy eagle), 2523 nucleotides long. RefSeq names its product disintegrin and metalloproteinase domain-containing protein 2-like. Gene Ontology annotation, cellular component: plasma membrane. Gene Ontology annotation, molecular function: metalloendopeptidase activity. NCBI's taxonomy places the organism in Eukaryota, Metazoa, Chordata, Aves, Accipitriformes, Accipitridae. The coding region runs from base 1 to 2433 and encodes 810 amino acids. The transcript is spliced from 18 exons. The record is from RefSeq and is a predicted model, not a curated record. Gene Ontology annotation, biological process: proteolysis; cell adhesion; binding of sperm to zona pellucida.